UCAUCGACAAACUUGCUGAUCUGAUAUCCAAGCCGCAGCAAUAAAAUAACGUUCGAAAAGCCCCAUGAUGGGGUUCAACGCAUCCUCACAUUUCCCGCCUAGGCUCUGGCGACCGUUUGCUUAUUUCCUAAUUUAUUCAUUCAUUCAUUCCUCACAAAAUUUCCACCCCCCACACGACACAACACCCCAGCCCCACCACCACACACCACCCCCCCAGCCCCCCUUCCCGCUUCCCAGAAAUCUCCUCUCCACCUGGGAUUUCUGCUCGCAAGCUGCCGCUUUUCGCAAUCUUCUACUCGUUGGAUCGCUUCUAUCUAGGACUGGUCCUGAAAAAAGGAAAGGUGCCUCUUGAGAAGGAAGGAGAAAUAUAGACUAGCUGUCAAUUUUUCUACACUGGCCAGUUGCAGCUAUACAAAUUCCAUUCAGGUUACCAUGGGGGGCUCAAAGCUUAAAAAACAUAACUUUACUUCCCCUAGGAGACAAUCAUUAAGGCUCAAGGCAAUCAGUGCCAUUUAUGAAGCAGAAGAUAUUGCAAAUUUAUAUACAAAGCAUCAGCAGUGGUUUAGUGGAGGAAACUGUUCUACUGUUGCCAAUCAAAUGAAAGUUGUGGUCCUUGAGCCUGAAGAAUGUAACUGUACUUCCAAAUCAAAUGAACAUGUUAAUGAUCGCACUGACACAAGCUAUCCUGAGAAACAUAUUUAUAGAGAAACUAAUACUGAUGAUGAUGACCAAAGCCUUAAUGACAUGACUUUGAAGGACUUGCAAGCAAGCUGCAAAUCAAAGAAGCAGAAGGUCCUGAAAUCUGUUGCUUCUGCAGAAGUUGGUCUUAAGAACUACUCACAUUUUGAUCCAUCUCAAAAGUGGAAGCAUGGACAUGCGAAACCAAAAGAAGAGGAACCUGACCUUGAGGAACCCCUAAUUACUUUGAAAAUUCAAAAGAAGUCCACUGCAGAUAGAAAGCAAAGGAAGCAUGCAUGCUUAUCCCCGGUCUCUUCAGGUCCUAUUGAAGCGGUGACUGCAAAGACAUGUUCCUUAUGUUCUAAUGACAUGCAUGGUUCAAUGCCUGUGGCACAAAUGAAGGCAUCAAUAACAGAUAGGCCUUCAAAGGAUGGGGCUGCAAAUCUACAUGACUUAAAAAGUGAGGCAGUGACUAUUGAAGAGGAUUUUGGAGGUAGUGCAAAGGAAAAUUUUAUUGAAGUAAAGCAUUCUCUCCUGCCAUCAACAACUUAUGCUGGCAGCUCUAAAUUCGUUUAUCAUUUUGAAACUGAGAUCAUGGAACCCUGUACCUUGGAUGGGCAAAACAUGGUAAAUAUAGCUACUAAUUCUAAUUUGGACAUUAUUAAUUCUUCUAAUUUUCUUGACAAUUCAUCUGCUGAGCUGCUUCAGAAAGUUGGUGAAGGAUUAAAUAAUUGUUUCCCAUCAUCAGUACCUGAUUUACAGAGGACUCUUCAUGUUGAUAGCCCUGAAUUGGUUUAUACCAUUAAAAGGGAGAUCCUGGAAAAUGAUUCCUCACUGCAUGAGAAUACAAUUUGUGUUCCUGCUUCUACUGCGGAUUUCAUUGCAAAACUUAAUUAUUCUGAAAAGUCAUCUACUGAACCAUUUAGAAGACAUCAGGAAGUCUUGGAGAAUGGAGGAUCAAAUUCUUCCAGUAAUACAUCAACAUAUUCUUGCCUUAAUGAGGUCUCUACUGAAUAUAGGGAAUCUGAUCGGUGCUGUCUUCCAGAAAGUGACAAACAUAAUGAAAUCAGGAAGAUGGACCUUUCAGAAGUGUCCCACCAGAAGCUUUGUCCUUCCUUGGUCUCUAUACACCAGGCAGUUCCCUUGAAUCCCUGCUGCCCUGGGCUAGCCUCUAUGACCAUAGAUCCUGGUGCUGCUAUCCCUUCAGCAAGUAGCUGUAGCUCCAGAAGCAUGGAUGCCAAAGUUGCAGAAGUUUGUGCUUCCGUCUUGGGACAUGAAGAUUCUCAAAGUUUAACUCAUGACUUACCUGUACAACAGAUGCCAAUAUGCAGUCACAUAGAACAUGUGACCAAUGAUUGUAGCCUCCUGUGCAAGGAGCAUGAUUUGGAUGAAAUCUUUAACACUGCUACAGAAGGUAAAUGCUGUAAUAAUUCAGCUCAUCAUAUGAUUGCUGCAGAUGAAUGUAGCCUCCUUUGCAGGGAACAUGAUUUGGAUGAAAUCUUUAAUACUGGUAUAGAAGAUGAAUGCCUUCAUAAUUCAGCUCAUCAUCCAGCUGCUGUACAUGAACAAAUAAACAGUAAUGAAAGUAGUAGUACUUUUACAGAAGAGUUCUCCGAAGCAUAUAAGCUCUAUUCCCCACAACAUUCCCGUACAUGCUGUCGUGCUCUUGCUGAUAGCUCAUGUAAGACCGAGUUGUCGUCUUCCAAAGAGGAAGGCCAUGCACAGGAAGAAACAUCUUAUUCUGUUGAAAUCUCUGGUAUCAAUGACCCAGAUGUACUCACUAGAGCACCUGAUUUUCGGUCUCCUAAAAUUUCCCCACCAUGUUUCAGUGCUCUCAGAGGCUUGCAUUAUGCUGAUAGUUUAUUGAAGGCUACAGGAGAGUUUUCAUCUUUCAGGGGGGAGGAAAAGCUGCAAACUACUAAAGGCCAGCCAGCUUGUGCUGAAAUCUCCCAGUUAAUUAAUGCGAAGGGACAAAACAUGGAAAAAGAACAAAAACAUGAUGAAGGGUUAUGGGUACAUUCUCCAAAAAAGCUACUGUCGAACAGAAAGACCAUUUCUCCAACUUCUCAGGAAAAGCUUUGUCAGGCUCUGAGCGACAUUGAUUUAUAUUGUGCUAGCCAACUCCCCAAGAGCAGGAAGAGGCUUUGGUCGGAGACAUGGACUAAAUUGAAGACUUCAUCAUCAUUAUCAGGUCACAAGGAAGCUGAAGCAUUGCUAGCCCCUGAGCGAAUGAGCAAGAAACCAAAGAACCAUGGUAAUGGUUCCCUUGUAUCAGUUAACAAAGGAAUUCUUAAGUCGCCAGAUGCUUCUUGUAGGUCUCCUUGUUCUUGCAUGAAGAGUUCAACAUUUCACCAACAAACUGAGAAGGUCAUUGAAUUCUCACAACGACAGAUGCAUGAUAUAGAAAACAUUGCAAUGAAACUUCUGAAGGGUUUGAAGUCCAUGAAAAACAUUGUGGAAGAAACUCUUUGUUCAGAAUCACGUUCUUCCCUACCUUUGAAAUUUACUGCUGAUGAGAUCAGGGCAGCAGCUGAGAAUGCAUCAGAGCUUGAAAAGACCACAAGGAGGUGGUUAUCUAUGAUGACAAAGGAUUGCAACCGCUUUUGUAAAAUAAUGAGAUUACCUGAGAACAAAGAAACUACUGUUAAUGGUGUUUCUAAGAAACAGAAGAAGAUUACUUUUGCUGACGAAGCUGGUGGUGUUCUCUGCCAGGUGAAAGUUUUCAGACAAGAGCCAGCACCUGUUGUUGUACGUGAAGCUGAGAAGGCUGAUAUUAGCCAUGUGCUGUUGUAGAAUAGCAAUAGGCUGCUAUGGGCAACGAGUCCAAUCAUCUGAAACACUGGUAAUUUUUGUUGGCAUGCUCAAUGCUCGCUGGGGUAGGCAACAGGAGCUGCUUCUUGGACAAUUGCCUCUAUCAUAGAUGCUUGUGUCUUCUAUCUUGUAGCAGAAAGGCUACAUGGGUUGACGAUAUUUCAUCCUCUAUCAGUCUUCCUCUGAAAUCUAUCUCUUAGAUUGAGCUGCAAUGGAUGUUGGAAGCUGUUUCUUUUUUUUAACUGAUAAUUGUUGCCCGCUAAAGCAUUAUGCUAUUGGAGGUGACCGGUGAGGUGGAUUCAAGAACGUAGCUCUAUGCUGAGCUAUAUAUAUGUACCUUGUAGGUAGGCAAAGAUUCAAAAAUUUCAUUUGCUUGAAUCUCGAUGGCAUCUUUGUAAUGAAAAUAAUGUUAUCUUAAUAUCUCCAUCAGUUCAAUA
This is a messenger RNA of Elaeis guineensis (African oil palm), 3926 nucleotides long. The record is from RefSeq and is a predicted model, not a curated record. Lineage: Eukaryota; Viridiplantae; Streptophyta; Magnoliopsida; Arecales; Arecaceae.